UGGAGCGUAUCAUCCGGGUGUGAAAGUGAAUGACCCGGAAUAUGGUGGUGCCUGAACCUUUGAUUUUUACCUGAAAUGGCUCAAUACACGUUGAUUUUCCAUCUGAUUAGCUUGGUUUUGUUGUGUGAAUAUGGCACCACGGUGAGAGACGGCGGGCGUGGCAACUUCAGAAGGGGGUUCGAGAGUGGUCUGAGGAGCAAGGAUGUGGCACAGGAGAUGGAUGGGGGCCACCUGGUCACCAUGGACCUCGAGCUCGUUUCUAGGGUCAUUGCGGCUCUCGACAGCAGCAUCAGUUACUACGAAAAUAACUUCAAGCAGAUGAACUUUGAUGGGAUCUUUGGGGCAAAGGUGGUUGAAGGGCAGUUGAACCUGAUUGUUGCUGAGUAUAAUAAGGGAUUUCUGUCAGCUACAAUGGACAGCUUUAUGAGGAACAAAGUGGCAAGCAUUGCUAGCAGGGCAGGACGUGUAGUAAAGCUCGCAAUCCCCUUCUUGUAUAAAAAAAAUCGAAAGUACAUGGGGAAAAUGGAGCGCAUGUUCCAGCUUUCUUGGGAUGUUGGACAUUCCCAUCGCAAUGUGGACAUGUCUCUCAAGUGGAGUGAUCGCACGUUCACUCUUGCCCUUGAGGAAGAGCUUACUGAGGUGCAUAGUGACCACUGCAUAGCUGAGUUGCUGGAACCUAUUGAGGGCGUGAUGUGCCGCAUGACAGACGUUUGCCAGCAGAUGAUGACCAAGGCAGGCAGGGAGAGAUAUGCCUUGGUGCACCAGAUCCUCUACACUGUGGUGGCUGAGAUGAGUGGUUGUGGCAGCCGUCUGGAACGUUGGUUGGUGAGGCAUGAUCGCAGUGGAAGCAUUGAGCAGCUACAGGGAGAGAUGUGCUCCAAUUUGUACUCUGAGGCUCUCACAUUGACGUCUGUGGCUUUCAGUGAUAAUGUUCUGAGCAACCGUGAUUUGUUGAUGAAAAUGGGUAAGUAG
Messenger RNA from Penaeus vannamei (Pacific white shrimp), 972 nucleotides. The record is from RefSeq and is a predicted model, not a curated record. NCBI's taxonomy places the organism in Eukaryota, Metazoa, Arthropoda, Malacostraca, Decapoda, Penaeidae.